AUGUCAGCAACAAGAACCAGGAGAUCCUCAUCAAGGGGAUUCAUGGACCCUUUCUCUGACGCGGAAGUUUAUUAUGGGCCGAUCAAUGAUCCUAAGAAACAAAGCUCUCAGCGUGCUUUUAAUCGUUCUAGAGCAUUUAGCGUUUUUGAAAAUACAUCCACCGACAAGAAAUCCUUCGACGAGACCUAUUCAUUGCAAAGACGUGGAUCGGAAGAUGACUCUUAUUCGAGUAGUAAGGGAAAUCGUCGCUUCUUUAUCGAAAACGUUGAUAGCACAUUAGAAGAGUUGUUGAGAACAGAAGACACUGAUAGGAACUUUCAGAUUACUGUUGAAGAUAACGGUCCAAAGGUUAUGAAAGUUGGAACUAGUAAUUCAGGUGGUUAUAAUACUAUUAACGUCAGAGGAACUUAUAUGCUCUCUAACCUUUUGCAAGAACUAACUAUUGCUAAAAGUUUGGGCAGACACCAAAUCAUCUUAGAUGAAGCAAGGAUUAAUGAGAACCCGGUAGCUAGGCUGUCAAGAUUAAUUUCAAAACAGUUUUGGGAUUAUUUAACAAGGAGAAUCGAUUGUAACAACAUUGCCAAAAUUGCAAGUGAUACAAAAAUUAACACUCCUGAGGCCAAAGUGCCCAGGAUUUACAUUCCCUACAACUGCCCAGAACAGUUUGAAUUCUAUAGUAAAGCCUCCAAAAUGCAUCCAUCUUUAAAAUUAGAUGUCCAGUAUUUACCAAGCAAUAUUACUCCGGAAUAUGUUAAAUCGAUCAACGAUCGUCCAGGUUUAUUAGCGUUAGCAAUGAGGGAAUGUAUAGAUCCCGAAACUGGCGAAAAAUCCCUAACGAGUUACCCAUAUGCUGUUCCAGGUGGUAGAUUCAAUGAAUUAUAUGGUUGGGAUUCUUAUAUGAUGGCGCUUGGACUAUUGAAAAAUGGCAAAAUCGAUGUCGCCAAAGGUAUGGUUGAGCAUUUUAUCUUCGAAAUUGAACAUUAUGGUAAAAUUUUGAAUGCAAAUAGAAGUUACUAUUUGUGUAGAUCACAACCACCAUUUUUGACUGAUAUGGCAUUACAAAUUUUCAAAAGAAUAGGAGGUGAAAAUGAUCCGAAUGCUGUUGCUUUCUUGAAAAGAUCCUUUCAGGCUGCUAUCAAAGAAUAUAAGACUGUGUGGGUCGCAUACCCUAGACUCGACUGUGAUACAGGUCUAUCCUGUUAUCAUCCAGAUGGAUUAGGUAUUCCGCCAGAAACUGAAUCUGGUCAUUUUGAUGCGGUUCUCAAGCCUUAUUUGAAUAAAUAUGAUCUACCUCGUGAUGAAUUUAUCAAAAAGUAUAAUGAUGGAAAAAUUAUUGAACCCUCGUUAGAUGAAUUUUUCUUACACGAUCGUGGUGUUCGAGAAUCAGGCCAUGAUACAACCUAUAGAUUUGAAGGUGUUUGUGCAUAUUUAGCAACUAUUGAUUUGAAUUCUUUGCUUUAUAAAUAUGAAAGGGACAUCGCCGACGUUAUACAAGAAUUUUAUGCCGAUUCAUACGAAGAUCCUAACGAUGGUACAGUUACAGAUUCUGCACACUGGAGAAAACUAGCGGAGAGGAGAAAGGAAACAGUCACAAAAUACAUGUGGGAUGAGGAAUCUGGAUUCUUCUUCGAUUACAACGUUCAUGUAAAAAAGAGGACAUUUUAUCAAUCUGCAACAACAUUCUGGUCUCUAUGGUCAGGCUUGGCAACCGAUGAACAAGCAAAAACUAUGGUGGAAAAGGCUCUACCUAAUUUAGAAGUUUUAGGGGGCUUGGUGUCAUGUACCGAAAGUUCAAGAGGAGAAAUUUCACUUCUUAGACCCUCUAGACAAUGGGAUUAUCCAUUUGGAUGGGCUCCCCACCAGAUUCUAGCAUGGCAAGGUCUCUCUAACUAUGGUUUCAAGGGCGUAGCUACCCGAUUAGCUUAUAGAUGGUUGUUUAUUAUGACCAAAGCCUUUGUGGACUAUAAUGGUAUAGUGGUAGAGAAAUAUGAUAUAACUAAAGGUACUGAUCCACAUCGUGUUGUUGCAGAGUAUGGUAAUCAGGGAGCAGAUUUCAAAGGUGUCGCACGAGAAGGCUUUGGAUGGGUUAAUUCCAGUUAUAUUCUGGGAUUGGAGUAUAUGAACAAUCACGCAAAAAGGGCAUUGGGGGCCUGCAUUCCUCCUGUGCCAUUCUUUAAUAGUUUAAAACCCUCAGAGAAAAAACUUUAUGCCCUUUGA
Zygotorulaspora mrakii is the source of this 2217-nucleotide messenger RNA. Its product is annotated as alpha,alpha-trehalase. Gene Ontology annotation, biological process: trehalose catabolic process. The transcript has a single exon. Gene Ontology annotation, molecular function: alpha,alpha-trehalase activity; calcium ion binding. Gene Ontology annotation, cellular component: cytoplasm. The record is from RefSeq and is a predicted model, not a curated record. NCBI's taxonomy places the organism in Eukaryota, Fungi, Ascomycota, Saccharomycetes, Saccharomycetales, Saccharomycetaceae. Bases 1 to 2217 code for a protein of 738 amino acids.